GGGAAUGGAUGGGAAUGGAUGGGAAUGGAUGAGAAUGGAUGGGAAUGGAUCGAAAUAAUCAGAGAAAUUCAGAAGUAAUUUCAUGUAGUACAAAAUUAGCUAUAUUAACUAUUGAAAUGUUAAGAGCAUGUAACGUACUAAAUAUGUCCAAACAUUUUGUAUACAUAAUAAAUCUUUUUAACUUAUUAAAUAGCAUUAUUUACUCUAGAAAUAUUCGAACAUGUGUGAUAUUCUACAAAUAUCAUCAUAAGUAUUUACCCAUAUAAUAAUGAGAUAUUAUGCUUUUUUUUCGUUACAUCAUAAUGUGUACAGGCAGAUAGUAAAAAAGAUUUACUAUGAACACGCCGAAAGAAAAAAUGUCGAAGGCAAAAACGUCGAACAAAAAAAACGAAAUAAAAAAACGUCGAUCAUGUAACAUAUCGAAACUUCUAAGAUGUCAUUAUUGGAGUAGCUGCCUAAUUUGAGUUCGAAUAUAAAUGAAAAUUUCGACGCACACCCCCUUUUUAUUAGCUGAAGAAAAAGAAAAAUUUUUCUUUUCGAAGUCGAAUUUAUAAUUCGAACCAGCCGCCCAUAUAAUUCUGGCAAAAAAGAAAUUUUUAUUCAUGGCACCCACAGCAGCUGCAAUGAUGUGUGCGUGAGUUUAUGUGUGAGUUCUUCUUCUUGGAAUACCUUUCGCGGCACCCACAACAGCUGCGCUGAUGUGUGCGUGAGUUUCUGUGUGAGUCCUUCCUCUUGGAACUCCUUUCCCGGCACCCACAGCAGCUGCUAUGAUGUGUGCAUGGUUUAUGUGAGUCCUUCCUGCCAGAUCACCUUUCGCGGCACCCACAGCAGGUGCGAUGAUGUCUGCGUGAGUAUAUGUGUGAAUCCUUCCUCUCGCAACUCCUAGGAACUUGAAAGUUCAACCUUGAAGCAUAAAACUUGAAGCUUGAAACUCGAAACUUGAAAACUCAAUUGAAUUCAAGUUUCAAGUUUUACAUAUAUGGCAUUCCAGAUGAUACUUCUAGCAUCCCGGAGGAUGCCUCUACCAUCCCAGAUAAUGUUUCUAGGGUCUCCGAUGAUGCUCCUUGCAUCUCAGGGGGUUCGUCUGGGGUUUUGAGACGAUGUGUGCUAUAUUCCCGAUGAAUCUUCUGGCAUCCCAGAUGAUGCAUCCAUAAUUCGAGAUAAUGCUUCUAUCAAUGCACAUGAUGCUUCUAGCCUUUUACAUGAUGCUUCAGGCAUCGCAGAUGAUGCCUCUAGCUUCUCAGAUGAUGCUUGUUGCAACCCAAAGGAUUCUUCUAGCGUCCCGGACGAUUCUUCUAGUAUCACACCUGGUGCUCCUAACAUCUCAGAUGAUGGCUUCGGGGUUUCAGAUGAUGUGUUGAGCACGACAGAUGAUGCUUCUAGCACCCAGAUGAUCAUUCUAGCAUCUGACAUGAUGCGCCCAGGACUCCAGAUGAUGUUUCCAGCGCCUCAUUUGGUGUUUCCAGGAUCUCAGGUGAGAAUAGUAUGCAUGAGAUUAAGUAUUAUAACUUAGAAAAACUGCUAUUGUGCGCUUCUUUGCUAUUUCCACACGCGUAUACCUUCGCAUUUAUAAAUCAUAAUUUAUAUAAAAUUUUAUCUUUUGCUUUUUCUGCCGUAGUUAUAUGGGUACUUCAUCCAAAUUACAAAUUAGAAUUCGAAAAAGAAUUUAUCUUUUUCUUUUAUUGCCGGAAUUAUAUGGGUGCUUCGUUCGAAUUAUAAAUUAGAAUUCGAAUAAAAUUUUUUUUUCUUCUUUCGCCAGAAUUAUAUGGGUGACUCGUUCGAAUUAUAAAUUCGAAUUCGAAUAAAUUUUUUUUUUUUCGUUUGCCAGAAUUAUAUGGGUGGCUUGUUCGAAUUAUAAAUUCGAAUUCGAAUAAAAAUUUAUCUUUUUCUUUUUCUGCCGUAAUAACAUGGAAGCCUUUUUUUUUAUUUUCGAAGUGAUAUCGAGCAGUUGUAGCUCCAUUUAUAUUCGAACUCGAAUUAGGCACCUCAUGGAUCUAGUAGAUAAUCAUGUCGAUAAUGAAGAAGAAUGUAUAGAUGCAGAAAAUGCCUGUACAACUUCGAAAAAAGAUAAUUACAAUGGCAUACGAAUAUAUUCUGCUAUUUCUGAUCAAGAUAAAAAUAAAUUUUUCAAAAUAAAUAUUAAUGGAAUCGACAAAUUCAUACAUAAGCAAACAGCAGCUUGGUAUUUAACAAAAAAAAUCAUUUAUCAUCUGAUAGACGAGUACGUGUUCAACAAACGAAUAAACAAAAAAAUUAAUAAUUAUCUUUUUUUUGUUCAAUUUCGUUGGCUAUUUGUCAUAAGUAAAAAAAUGCAUUUUUUUAUAUUCAAUCAAAUGCUUCUGUUUUGUGACAUUUAACAUAAUCUUUUUCGAAAUAGAAGACAGACUUUUUUUGAUAAUAUUUUAUUAGAAAUAUUUAAAAAGUUUCUGAACGUAUUCAUCGAUAUUUUAUUUAUUUGAAUUCAAAAUAUUACUUACACUUGAAUGUAAAAAGUUACAAUGCCAUUACAAACUGAAUAUUAUAUGUUAAUUCAAUAAAUCUUCUAUUUCAUUUUGAAUAUAUAAAUAUUACUAAACAAGAACCACUACGAAUUGCGAUGAUUAAUAUACAUUAUUUAAAAGGAUCUAAAGUUUUUUAUUUUACUAGUAAUAAUACGAAAAAAGUUUGAAAUAGUUUAUCGUUGACGAGUUUAAUUAUUAACAAUCACUAUUUCUUAGUACAGCAUAUUCUUAUUUCAAUAUACUAAAAGGUAAAUGGAAAAGUUUAUCUGAUGCACUGUAUCUGUAUGAUUUGAUUUUAACAGCAUUUUUCGAACGAUUAUCUAAAUACAAAAUACAUGGCCAUACUACCGUGUAAGAUAACUUACACAUGAUAAAAAUGUAAUUGAUUAGAUAUGAAGAAAUGAUAGUCACUUGAAUUAGCUGAAAGUGAUCAGAAAUGUUAGGGUGAGUUCUUCUCUCUCUUAUAUUAAUUUCUGCAGUAUAUACAAUUGUUUAGAACAUUGCUGAAUUUAAAGACUUAUUCUCAUAGUAUUAAAUGCAAUCUGUUGUGAAAUAGUCAUCAAUAUAACAUAAAAUAUUUUGACUUUGGUCAGUAGAAGAUAGACAAUCUAAGGAAAAAAAUGCAUUCUUAUCAUACAAUUUCGACAAUUUAAGAAAGCCAGAAAUAUAUUUGAGAAUCAAGGAAUGAGUGGGAAUGGAAGAGAAUGGAUGGGAAUGGAUGGGAAUGGAUGGGAAUGGAUGAGAAUGGAUGAGAAUGGAUGGGAAUGGAUGGGAAUGGAUGGGAAUGGAUGAGAAUGGAUGGGAAUGGAUGGGAAUGGAUGGGAAUGGAUGAGAAUGGAUGGGAAUGGAUGAGAAUCGAUGGGAAUGGAUGGAAUGGAUCCGAAUGCCCGAAUAGUUUUUUCCCCCUUGGGAAAACCUCUUUCAUUUUAUGUUAUUCAUCAUACUUAUCAACCUCCAAAGUAAAUAUUUUCUGAGUAAAAUUAUUUAACUAAUAUCAUUAUUGAUAGUUGUUAUGCUGAUGAUGAAUGUAUUCAACGAGUGCAAGCUAUUCAAGAUUUACAUCAAAAUGGUCAAGGAUGGGUAGAUAUUGGUUAUCAUUUUCUAGUUGGUGAAAAUGGAAAAGUUUAUGAAGGAAAAGGAUGGAAUUGUCAAGCUGCUCAUUCAUCAGGAUGGAAUAAUGAUGCAUAUGGUACUUAUUUUUAUCUAUUAUUUGGAUAA
Rotaria sp. Silwood1 is the source of this 3719-nucleotide messenger RNA. The record is from the annotation of a GenBank genome assembly. Lineage: Eukaryota; Metazoa; Rotifera; Eurotatoria; Philodinida; Philodinidae.